AUGGCGACAGUUUCUAGGGUUUUCGGAGCCUGCAGGGUUCUGAUGACGAAGGCGGCGACUACUCCGGCGGCUACCGGUGCAGGAGCUGGUAAAGAAGCGAAAGGGAUUCUCAAGCUUGUUCGCGUUUCGCAGCCGCUCGCUACUUUCUCCGGCGAAACCGAACUCUCUCGUGCUACCGCCGUGAAGAAAGUCUGGGAGUAUGUCAAGCUUCACAAUCUCCAGAAUCCGGCGAACAAGAGGGAGAUUCAAUGCGAUGAUAAGUUAAAGACGAUCUUCGAUGGCAAAGACAAAGUUGGAAUCACAGAGGUCAUGAAGCUCUUGUCCCCACAUUUUCCUAAAGCUGUCUGA
Molecule: messenger RNA, 348 nt
Organism: Arabis nemorensis
Lineage: Eukaryota; Viridiplantae; Streptophyta; Magnoliopsida; Brassicales; Brassicaceae
Source: the annotation of a GenBank genome assembly